Messenger RNA from Papaver somniferum (opium poppy), 2546 nucleotides. RefSeq lists its product as uncharacterized. Lineage: Eukaryota; Viridiplantae; Streptophyta; Magnoliopsida; Ranunculales; Papaveraceae. The transcript has 2 exons. The coding region runs from base 179 to 751 and encodes 190 amino acids. The record is from RefSeq and is a predicted model, not a curated record.
UCUAUGUUCUUCCCUAAUUGAUAUGUUCCUCCUUUAUCCAUGUCUUCUUCUCCUAACCCUCUAAUUUCACCUUCAAUCAUCUUCUAAUCAGAUAUUCGGUUUGCUUAUGAGCAUCAGUUGUAGUGUAGAUCACUACAAGUGGUAUCAGAGAGGUCGAUUCUGCGGCUGCUAGGUUACCAUGAAUGAAUUAUCAGAAAAUCAAACAGAAAUUGAAGAAUUAACUAGUAUGGUCGAUAUCUUAGAACAAGAUAAAUAUGAAGCCAGAAAAGCAUUAUACAGUGAAGUAUUUGAUUUGAGAAUGAAGUAUAUACGUCUAAUCUGGGAUAGGAAUUCACCAGAUCAUGAUUUUAAUCUUCUACAAAUUGAAACUCUCAUUUCCAUCACCGAGAAGAAGUUGGAAUCACUACAAGAGGUUGGGAAUCUGGAACCUACGGAGAUGGAGGAUAAGAUUGUCAUAGAAGAAGUGAUAAUUGAUUCAAGUUCAGCUCGUAAUUUCACUCAACGAUCUUCAAAUCCACCAGUAUCAGAUGAAGUUUUAGGUUCUUCUCCAACAAUAGAAUAUUCUAACAGAUUUGGUGAAUCGGAGUCGAAGGUGCUCGAGGAAAAAAUAGAUGGUGAUUUGAAAUCAAUUCCACUGGAUUCUAGUUUAGUAGACGAUUUCUUUCAAACUUCUUAUACUCUUACAACAACAGAUGAAGAAUCAUACUUACACGGGGGUGAUAUAUUUUUGGUUGGUUCGUAUGUGUGCUAAUAGAGGAAAAUGCUCCUAUUAUGUCCUGAUUUUUGCUGGAAGAGUAAUUGAUAGAGGAAAGUUGUUUGAGUUGUGUUGGGAUUCUCCUUAUUAUGCAGAUAUUAAGUUUGGGAGUAGCUUGGAAUUGUUGUCUUCUUAUUUAAGUGUACUUGUACUUAUUGAAAUUGGUGACAAUGAAUAUGGUUGGCAGCUGUUUCUGAUUUUUUCGCAAGAGAAUAGUAUCACCAGUUACCGUGGGCACUUAUUAGAAUUUUUGUUCGUGAACUCAUUGGAGACUUUAAGUGCUGAAGAUGGUGGUAGUGGUGAUGCUAGGAAGUUGUCUGGCAAAAUGCAGCUCCAAAUUGAUGUUUUCUGGACCUUAUUUGAUGUUCUCCAAAUAAGGGCUCGAACAUUAUUUGAUCGAGGAAAGUGGUUUGAAUUGAUCAAGAUGUAUUCUCAUUAUAAUAGCGGCAGUUUUCAUUUCAGUUUUAGUGUACUUAAAUUGGGUUUGCUUGUUCUGAAUGGGUUCAUUUUAAAGCAUGGUUUCAGUGCAAAUUUUAUUUCUGGGAUGAAUUCUGAACUUGGGGAUCAUCUGGACUUGUUAAUUGAGUAUUCAAGUGUCUUUGAGUUGGUAAAAAGAGGAUACCAGCGUUUUUUCAGCAAGCUCUUUGAGGAGAAGCCACAACAGCAUAAUGUUCUCUGCACCAUGUCGAGAUCUUAUGUAACAAUGAAAUAUGAAUUUGGCAAUGCAGGUGGACUAAUUAUUCAGAUUCUUAUCAACAGUAAAUGGAGUUUCAGGGGAAAUGUGUGCUUUCUAAAGUUACAGAUGAGAUAUUGCUUAGGUAUCCAUGAAUGGUGUUCGGGCUGGAGGAAAUCCAUUGUAGGAGUCGUGGGAAUCAUAUAGAUGCUUGUUGUAUUCAAGAUUGGUGAGAGCAUAUUACAGGAGUUAUUGGAAGAAACAAGUAAGAGAGUUGUCGGGGUUUGUACUCAGCAAAAAGAGAUAGUCCUGAAGUGUUAUCUCAUAAUGAUCCAAUUGUGUAUUUUCAUAAAAUCGAAUGGAGUGGGUCAUGGUACUGUACUUAACAAGGACAUAUGCAACGAAGGGCUCAACAAGUGGCACAUAGAAAUUGUAUGGCUCAACAAGUGGCACAUAGAAAUUGUAUGUAUGUAUUCCUGGAAAUCUGAUAAUAACGUUGAGGUGGAUGGGCAUUACCAAAUGCUAGGAACUCAGUUAAAGGUAGUCUUGUCUGAUUGUGGCCAUUUGAUAGUUCGACACGAAGGUUGGAUUAUGUCAGGUUGGGAAGUUGGUAUAAGGAAGUUAUAUAACUCAAUGUUUGUCGGCAGUAUGGGAUUCCGGCGCAAUCAGACGUGGCAGGUGACAUUCAAGUCUUUACAGAGAUUCUCGAAUCUCGAUACACAUUACACUCUCAACACCUGCUGCAACUAAAUACUCUAUCAACAAGAGUAUUAAUUGCAAGUUUGAUCAAGAGCUCAACACUUUUCAUCACUUUAGAGAGAUCGGUCAAAUGAAGGGAAUGCGUAUAUCUUUAUCACCCAAGAGUCUUACCUCACUGUUGAUGGUGGUUUUUAGUUCAGGGAUAAAAUUGUAAAACCCUGCAUCUAAUAGACCGACACUCUGUAAAGAGACAGAGCCGUGUAAAGGUGAUAGGUGUUUAACCUCUUCAAUGGUACAUUUAUUGAGCAACUAAAUAUUCUCUCAUAAAAUUUACCCAGAAUGGUGCAUGUAGCAACAAUCCCAGGUAUUCUGUAAAUUUGGGCACGUACAUUCAAUUAAUAUAAGUUUCUUUGAAUGCUU